UACGGCAUCAUCCACCUGACGUCGUUCAUCAUCGCGACGGUGCUCUUCAGCCACUGGCUCGCCUGCGUCUGGGGCUACUGCGCGAACGCGAGCAGCCGGGGCAUCGGCAACUCGUGGAUGGCGGCCUUCGAGGAGUCGAAGUGGAACAUCCGGAACCCGAAGCACCAGUACGUCAUCUCGCUCUACUUCGCCAUCAUGACGCUGACGACCGUGGGCUACGGCGACGUGUUGCCCAACAACAUCUCCGAGUACGCUUUGAUGAUCGUCAUGAUGUUUUUAGGCGGC
This is a messenger RNA of Aureococcus anophagefferens, 285 nucleotides long. RefSeq lists its product as hypothetical. The record is from RefSeq and is a predicted model, not a curated record. Gene Ontology annotation, molecular function: voltage-gated potassium channel activity. The transcript has a single exon. Gene Ontology annotation, biological process: potassium ion transmembrane transport; regulation of membrane potential. NCBI's taxonomy places the organism in Eukaryota, Pelagophyceae, Pelagomonadales, Pelagomonadaceae. The annotation marks the transcript as partial.